This is a messenger RNA of Penaeus monodon (black tiger shrimp), 572 nucleotides long. RefSeq names its product pro-resilin-like. Bases 67 to 477 code for a protein of 136 amino acids. NCBI's taxonomy places the organism in Eukaryota, Metazoa, Arthropoda, Malacostraca, Decapoda, Penaeidae. The record is from RefSeq and is a predicted model, not a curated record. Gene Ontology annotation, cellular component: extracellular matrix. The transcript has 3 exons.
AAAGACGCGCGGUGUAUAUAUUGCUGCGACCGUGUGUGGAGAAUCAGUACAACUGAAACUACAGCAAUGAAAAUGAACAUGAAGGUCUUCGUUUUCCUGGGCCUUGUAGCCUUUGUGGCCGCCGUCAGCUUUGAGUCCUAUGAAUACCGACCACCAAGGUUUCAGCGCUCGUCUGAGGAGUCCUACGAGUCCUCCGAAGCCAAGUACAGCUUCAACUGGGCUGUGAGCGAUGACUCCUCCAGCAACGAGUUCGGACACCAGGAGGCCCGUGACGGCGACGACACUCAGGGAUCCUACUACGUGCAGCUCCCCGACGGCCGCCUGCAGACUGUCAAGUAUUUCGUGGACGGCGACUCCGGCUACGUGGCCGAAGUCAGCUACGAGGGCGACGUCUCCUACGAAUCUGCUUCCUUUGAAUCCCGAGAGUACAGGCCUCCCAGACCUCGCUAUUUCUACGACUCCAACGAAUCAAAGUAAAUUCUUGGUGAACACUCGUUGACUGCUGCAUAUGUUGCAUAUAUUCAUCUACAGUUAUUUAUUUACAUUAAUAAAAUAAGUAUUCAUAUUAUAAA